Hymenoscyphus albidus is the source of this 1016-nucleotide messenger RNA. Lineage: Eukaryota; Fungi; Ascomycota; Leotiomycetes; Helotiales; Helotiaceae. The record is from the annotation of a GenBank genome assembly.
AUGCACAAAUCAGUUGUCUUUCUUGCGAUACUUGCAAAGCUAGCCGUCGGUAUCGACCUAGUUGAUCGGCAGGUAACUAAAUACGGAUACGUUGUGUGGGAUGGAAGGUUCCUGGAUCACAACACCACCGACGACAUUGCUGGGUGGUCUUGGAAUAAUCGAGAUGGUUAUGCAUACCAAUGGUAUAAAGUGAGUCUCCCGCUCAAACAUUUUCAACAGUCAACUGAAUAAUCACUAGCACGGUCCUGGUGUUACCGAUGAAUACCUCGCUUUCGAUCCCAAACUCAAGAACCCAGCGGAUCUACAGAGCAAGGUCGGUGUGAAAAUGACUGUCACUGAAACCUCAUAUUGGACCAAUUGGGAUAAUGUAGUCGAAAAAGUGCGAAGAACCAACCUGAUUCCCGAAGGUGCAGCAGCAAUUGAUGCACCUACUCCAGUAGGUACUGGGUUGCUUUAUUACCACUUCAGCAUCCUACGAAGCAUCAUCAACCCGCUUGAUGUGGCUAAAAGGCACAAAUUCGCUUUUUUCGAACCUGAAGACGCUUGGUACUCACCACUUCCUUACUUCACGGAAUUGGUCUUUGGUGGAGCAGCUGGUAAGAACCUGACUUGGAACGUCGCCAACCAAUCACAUUGGACCGCUCCAUGGGAAAUUGAUGUCUGGUAGGUAACAUCUAAGUUAUUUCUUUGUCUUUCGAGUUAUUCUAGAGUAUCUGAGAUGUCUUUUACAUCGUUUCUUUCUCCUCCACUUAUCUGAAUCAAUAUUGUUACUCAAAAUGGUAAUGCUAACUCCAAAAUUUCACACCAGGCAAAAUUUCGCAUACGCGAUCGAUUUUACCGAAUACGAUGGGCAUAUAACACUAUAUUAUUCCACGGGAGGGAAUGAUCUGGUGGCCGUUAGCGAAGUUAUCAAAACCAACACGGAGUCUACUGGUCAUGAUUGGUGUAUUGGUCAGCUUGUAGAACCCGAUGGCGAUUACGUCUUCAAGGAAGAUGUCUAUUAUUCUGGCGUCUAA